CCGCCGCGCGCUCUUCGAGUUGACGUGUUCGUGUUCGUGUUCGCUUGUGUAACGGUGUGAACAUGUGACCAGGAGUGCAGAUUUACUGUGUGUUCAGUUUUAAUUAACGUUUUAUUUUUCGGAUAGUGUUGUGUGUGGACGCCAUGUGACGAGGACCCAACAGCCACCGUGGGGGCCGCUCCUUCCCGUAAGAAGAUGGCAGAGGUGGAGAGUCCAGGGGGUCACCGCGGCGUGGCGGGGGUGGGGAAAAUCAAAAGAAGAGGUACCCCGAUACCCGUGCUGCCCCCCCGGGUCCCUUCUCCAAUGCCGCCCCCCAACACAAGAGUGUCGCACUCGAGCGAGGGGCCGCCGGCGCCGCUCUCCUCCUCCCAACGCAAGGCUCUCGCUGCCCAAAUGGCAGAGAGGUUACUGCAGGAGGAGGCGGAUCCCAUGAAGUCCUGGAUCAACCCUAGGAUAUUUUCCAAGAUCAACCACGAAGCGGUGACGGCUGCGGACUUCAACCCCCACCGGGUGUACCGGCCGCCGCCGGAGCCCGAGAGGUACCGGUCCCCUCAGCGGUCUCGGCCCGCGGUCAGUAGUAGCUCGCUCGCCGCAGAGGAGACAGCGCGCGGCAAACGCGACCGGGACAGAGACCGCGAGCGCGAGCGCGACCGCGCCAUGGACGUCGACAGCGGCAACGAGUCGGCACUCAGCUCCCGGAGAGGGAAGUUCCGUUACGGGGUGGUUCUCGAGGGUGGCGACACCACCAAGUGGCUGGGGAAACAUCAGAUCAUCACCUCGUCCAAACCUGUGGUGGGAGAGGUCUUCAUAGACGGACCUCUGAGCGAGCUGCCGCCCAGCGCGAAGAGUGCGGUUGUUCAGGAGUUGAGCGAGGUGCGGCGCAGGAGAAGCUCUAGCCAGCCCCCUCAGGGGUACCAGGGUGUUCAGAACUAUCAGGGGAGUCACGGUUACCAAGGGGGUGACGGGACUCGGGGAUCCACCCCCAACGUACGUAUGGAGAGCCAGUUCUCGUACUCCGUGGCAGGCACCAUGGGCACCACCGCGCAGGCCUCGGCCGCCGCUGCUUUUUUUGCAAGAGCCGCCCAGAAACUGAACCUCAGUUCGUCGCCAAGUCGUCGCAAGAGGUCCGAUGAUGAGUCAUCCUCAAGCAGCGGAUUCUGUGGCGCCAUCCACCGCAGCCCGCCUGCCCCGCCUCCCGCGCUCCUGCGCAGGAUCGGCGUCAAAGAGGUCACCGGUGUUGGCAAGGUGAAAGUGAUGCUGAGAGUGGCGGGCGACGGUUCAUCAACAACGGACGACUCGUCAUCAUUUCUCAGUGUGGACAAACGGCGCAAGCAGAUAACGCUCUUCGACCCGGCGCUGUGUGGCGUCGCGGCGCCCGGACCUGAAGACAGACGUGUCGGGGUCGCUGCCCCCAAGAUGUUUGCCUUUGACUCGAUAUUCACUCAUGAAGAUUCUCAAGCGGAAGUUUGUUCCUCGGCCCUGACUGAUAUCAUUCAUGCUGUAAUAAACGGUUCAGAUGGAUGUCUCUUCUGCUUCGGUCACGCCAAGUUAGGUAAAACGCAGACCAUGCUAGGAACUCCUGAGUCGGCCUCUACCCUGGGCAUCAUCCCCAGUUCUAUCGCCUGGUUGUUCCGCGGCAUCAGUGAACAGAAGCAGAAGACUGGUGCGAGGUUCUCUGUUAGGGUGUCGGCUGUCGAGGUCUCCCAGAACCUGAAGGAUCUCCUAGCUGGCCAUGCCAAUGAAUGUGAGCAGUCUCCUGGCGUUUACCUGAGGGACGAUCCUCUCCAGCUGCAGAACUACAGUGAGUUGAGGGUGCCGACGGCUGACAAAGCUGCGUUCUACCUGGACGCUGCCCUCAACAGUCGAGGUCCCCAGACUCACUUCCUGUACACACUACACGUCUACCAGUACAGUGUCGCUACCAAGGGUGCUGUGGCCGGGGGUCGAAGUAGACUCCACCUGAUAGACUUGGGAAGCUGUGAGCGAAGCAAGCUGACGGGUGGUCUCUCGCUCUCAGGGCUGGGGAAUGUUCUCCUCGCCAUCUUCAACGGCCAAAAACAUCUGCCUCACCGAGAGCAUAAGCUAACCCAAGUGCUCAAGGAGUGUCUGUCGUCCCUUACAUGUCACGUGGCUAUGAUCACUCAUGUGUCACCGGAGGCUCAGCACUAUUCUGACACCCUGGGCACUGUCCAACUCGCCUCUCGGGUACACAGGAUACGACGCCGAAGAUUCAAGUUCACAGGAGGCAAUGCAGGAGUAGUGGCUGGGGAGGACGUGAAUAGAGGUACGACGAGUAGUGAAGUGGACCCGUCCAGCAGCGAACAGUCUGCAGACACAGUCAUCUACGUGGGACCGUCGGACGAGACGGAUGGGGAGCAUCCGCCGGUGUACCUGCCCAGCCUCAAUUCGGGGGACAACCGAUGUGCUAUGGGAAAAGCGCUGAGAGGAAGUGGCAUGGAACCCAAGGUGGAGAGAGGAGUACGAUCGAACAUCUCUAAAUCUGUUCCAGCAUCUCCCCAGAGAAUGGCUCAAGAAGUGGUCCAAAUGAAUGGAACCCAUGAGGACAGAUCUUCCCCUCUGAGAUCUGGCAAAGUUGGGGGGAAGUCAGGCUUGGUGAGCUCGAAAUCAUCACCAUCGAGGACAAUCAACAGAUCGAAGGAGUCAAGCAAACCUCCAAGGUUGAAUGGAACUCACACACCGGAAGAAAGGUGGAUAGACGGACCGAGAAUACCAAAAUCCAAAGUUGCAGAAGCGAGAAACCUCCACAUGAUGAACAAAGAUGGCCAGCACCUCCUGGCCAAGAAGGAAAUGUGGGUAGACGGUCCUUUAAAUGUAGAAAAUGGAUUGGGCUAUGGAUUCAUGGAUUAUCACAAAAAGAACAUGAUUAGAAAGUGGGUAGAAAAUCAGACCGUGCAGAUACAAAAGCACAAAAAUGCACCGAGAGAGAAAACGCCACCCAGACGGUACGUUGCCAACUUCAAGACGUGUUCUGACUCGAGUGAUGGUGCUUGCGGUGUGAGAGGUCAAGCGAGUGGACAAGAGGACGAAGAAGACCACGAAGAGGUCAUGGCACCUUUACCUCAGACUUCGGUCGUUGCUAGGAACGGGGAAAUGAGCAGAGUUGUUCCAAUCGAGAGGUUACAAGGCACCAACGAAGAGGAAGAGGAGGACGAACAGAUUGAAGUGGAAAUAAUUGAACUAGAAGAGCCUGCGGAGUUAGUAGCCAUGCAAGAUUCAUGCUUACAGGUAACAGAGGAAGAUAUCGCUUUGUGUAUGGGAGAGGUCGAGAAUCCACUUCCCGAGGUUGACCAGGAAGAGCAUCCACUCAGAAUUCUUAGUCAGGAGAACCUUACAGUGGUUUCCACAUUUACAGAUUCCUUAUCAAUCGCCAAUGAUCUUGAGAGGUUGUUUCCUAGGGGACCAGGCUAUUUCCAUCACACAGCGUGGUUGAAAACCCAAACAUUGGAUCAUCGUAAGAAAGACCUGGACUGCCGACUUGACCGUAGCUACCAGAGAAAACCCACGGACAGCUGCCCGUCCAGACAGGUUGAGUCACGUCCAUUCUCCCGCUGCCAAUCGCUAUCAUUGUCGGACAUGUUGGCGCAAGGCGAGCAGCAAAAUGGUGGUGACUUCGACACCAGUAGUAUUGUCAGCGAGCCGGCAUACUGUCUGGGUGAUGAUAAGAAGAAUGGGAAGUUCUGCCUCAACUGUAAGGGAAGUUUGACCAAUGGAGGACUGUAUGAUACGUCACACUUUUCACACUUAACCAGAAGUAUAUCCUCCUUGAGGCACCCGGACGGCGCGUCCAACCCCAACCUGCAGGAGGAAGUGAAGGAGAGAGCACCGGUCACCGGAGGGGAGUGUCUGACAAGGCGAGGAGAGGAGGAGGACGAUGAGCCCCGUGUACCCCCGCCCCUGCAGAGUUCUCUACUCACGCUAUCUAGAGAAGGAUUCGUCUGCAGCAAAAUGAAGAACGGUGACAGCAGCGGAUACGUGAGCUGUACCCAGCCCGACAGCCAAUCACAGUCGAGUAUCCACGACCCUGGAGGACAAGGACUCCAGUACUGCCAGACAGACCUGGAGCGACUGGAGAGAGGCUGGAAUGAGUCCCACAGGCUCAGGGAACUCAGGAGGGAACAAAGGAUACUCAAGGCCGAGUUAGCUUCAGCCAAGAGCAGAUUGCUGAUUCCUGCCGAUAGAUGGAGCUACGAACUUCACGUGGAGGACAGUUGGCAGAACUGGGAAGACCCGCACAGUUUCCUGGAAGCUCUGCGCCAAGAAACGGCCAUUCUGCGCAAGAGAGUUGAUGCUUGCAAGUCUCACGUGCUGAUUGCAACAUGUUUUGACUUCCGGCCUCCCUCGUCCUCGUCGUGACAGCACCUUCUAUCUGCCCUGUAGCAGGAUCUGUUACAAUUAUAGUUGUGUUACUGUUGGCAUAACGCAGUAUUCUCUGGAUAUGCUUUCCCUUUAGGCUGAAUGGAGUUGUCAUUUGAUAAUCAAGUAAUCUUUGUAAUUAUUGAUUCACGACGUCAUAUUUUGUGUUCCAAUUACCGUUGAAUAAAAACAAUGCCACAAAGAGGCUAAAUCUGGGACCAUUUAAUUACAAGUUAUAGCAGAUAAAUGAAUGUUCAAAAAAUUAAAAUAUGUAUAUUUAUUUUAUCUACAUAACAAUUCUAUUGAACAAUUAUUUGGGACAUUGUUUGUGGUGUGGCGUAAUAAGACACUUCUCUGCAGGGUAGAUAGAUGGUGCUAUAAUCACGUGUAAUAUUUUGUGUACACAUUAAUUUAUUAUUCAUUGUACCUUUUGUAUAUAUUCUAUUAUAGAGUGUUAUUAUUUACAAGCUUAAAAACAUUUAUUUCAGAAUGUUGCCGCAUUCUGUUUUGUUAUUACUGCCAAAACUGUUGUUGACAAUUAUUGUGUAAGAAAGGAUUUAUUCAUGUAUAAAGACUCAUUUGUCAUAUAUAAAGACAUAAUAUUUUAACUUAUUCAGUAAUAUGUAUUCCAUUUCUAUUUCAUUUUGCAUAAGAAACAAACUUUGAAAUAAUUGAGGUACUAUUUAUAAGACUUAUACUCAUAAACGGUUGCAUUUUGUCAGUAUAAACGUGGUAUUUGAUCAAGUUAAAUCAAUAUAAGAAUGACGUCUUUCAAUUGAAAAAAUCUAUACUUAAGAAUAGCACAUAUUUUUUGAAUAAAGUUGAACAUUCUUAUCUGUUCUGCUUAUAUUGAGUUCUGCUUUCAAAGAUUUAAAAACAUGUUUUAUACCCUAAAUAAUGAAAUUCCUUAUUGGUUUAUAAUACUAUUCAACAAUUUUUUGGUGAUAUAUAUAUAUAUAUAUAUAUAUAUAUAUAUAUAUAUGAAUUUCAAUUCAAUUUUCCCCAGACUGUAUUAAAAAUCAAUAAUAAUUUAUAACAUUACAGUCAGUGUUCUUUAGUUAAACCUAAUUAAAAUAACUGUAGGUAAUUUAUAUUCUAAUAUUGCCAUCACAAUCAAUCUAGUGCCGACUUGAACAAGCAAUUAUUUGUAAUGAAAACAAUCCGAAUUGAUUUUUAAGGACUCAAUAUUUUUAACAACGAGACCAAUAAUUGUAAUUUAAGCUAAGACUUCUCAUGCCAAUCGUUCUUCCAUAGCCUUCAAUGUUGUCCGCCCCGCUAUACAAUUACUGUGCGCUGUGUACCAAUAAAGUUUUGUGUAUAUUGUGAUAA
Homalodisca vitripennis (glassy-winged sharpshooter) is the source of this 5703-nucleotide messenger RNA. RefSeq names its product kinesin-like protein CG14535. The record is from RefSeq and is a predicted model, not a curated record. Gene Ontology annotation, molecular function: microtubule binding; ATP binding; microtubule motor activity. The transcript is spliced from 22 exons. Gene Ontology annotation, biological process: microtubule-based movement. Lineage: Eukaryota; Metazoa; Arthropoda; Insecta; Hemiptera; Cicadellidae. Bases 196 to 4374 code for a protein of 1392 amino acids.